GUUUACCCGAAUGCGAAAAGAAGCUUAUCAGUUGGUGGGACAAAGCACGGGUCCAUUGCAUUCGCCAGCAAGGACGCGGUCGGAGAUGUAGAGACGCUAGAUAUGGCGGUAUUUUGGCGCAGUACAUGAAUGGCGGCAAGCUACAUGCGCGAGCGCAACCACCAGCGCGCCACUCUACAACCACUCUCCGACCCCGCAACAUGGCGGCUUUGCCUCUGCCCGUGCGCUUUCUAUGCCUCUUGGUGGCAGGGGCGCUAGCAGACCCAAGCCCCGGCCGCGUGCCCAAAGUGUACAACGCGCUCAUCACUUCAAACCAGAAUUUGGAGCCCAGCAAGGCGUACCCGGUCUACCAACCAGUGCUACACGACGCAUUCGCGUUCCCAUACCAACCAGCUGUCUUCUACAGAGAUUUUCCGUUGACUAACGGGAUACAACCAGUGCCUGCGGCGCCGUCGAAAGAUGCGAAACCAGUUGCGCCCGCAGCGCCGGAGCCGGCGCCCCAGGAGACUCCGGAACAGAAGCCCUCCGCCGAGGAGAGCCCGGCGCCCAGCUCUCCCCCUAGCCACGAACCCACCCCUGCCCCGCCGCUUCCACCCAACACCCAGUCUCCCAUACCUUUAAAUCAAUUCGGACUCCCACCGCAAGUUCUCCCCUUAGGACGUUUCGAUCCAGCUUACAGUGGAUUCACCCAAGUUGGACCUUUCACAUACACCUACCCCAAUAUUCGAUUCUACGACCCAUACGACCCCUUUUCUUUCAGUAGUUACAGUCCUUAUGCCUUGCCGCCCUUGUACAGGCCUCUGGGAAAUGUCCUGGAGCAAGGGGGGCCAGAACCUUCGGGCAAGGAAACUCUGUCCUCAGCAAGAGGACCUGCACCACAACAGCCACAAGCCCCACCUUCUGAGCCCAGUGAUCUCAAUGUAUUGAACUAUUCCUCGAAGGACCCUGCCAUACCCAAUGUCCCGCCCCCACCCUUGCCGGACGGAGGUCUGAAAUCUGAUGAUAAGUCCGAAUAGUUUCGUAAUAGAGUCGUAAUUUCUAAAAUACAUUAAACUAACA
Ostrinia nubilalis (European corn borer) is the source of this 1059-nucleotide messenger RNA. RefSeq lists its product as uncharacterized. The transcript is spliced from 5 exons. Lineage: Eukaryota; Metazoa; Arthropoda; Insecta; Lepidoptera; Crambidae. Bases 126 to 1016 code for a protein of 296 amino acids. The record is from RefSeq and is a predicted model, not a curated record.